Molecule: messenger RNA, 420 nt
Organism: Peromyscus leucopus (white-footed mouse)
Lineage: Eukaryota; Metazoa; Chordata; Mammalia; Rodentia; Cricetidae
Product: putative KHDC1-like protein
Exons: 3
Coding region: 1-420 (139 amino acids)
Cellular component (GO): cytoplasm
Molecular function (GO): RNA binding
Source: RefSeq, a predicted model, not a curated record
AUGGAUCUUUUGAUGGAUAUAGAUGGUUUCAACGAGAAUGCCUGGUGGACAUUGCCUGAAAACUUUGAUGACCCACUUGUGACAUUCAUAGAUGAAGCCCAGGGAGAGCACAUAUCUGGCCAUGAAGAUGUAUACCUCAGAAGCAUCGAGCUACACAGCAACACCCUCAUUCAACUGGAGAGGUGGUUUACAGCCUCAGGCCAGACUCGAGUCUCUGUGGUUGGACCACUCAGAGCAAAGCGGUGGUUGAUGGAUAUGAUUCGGAGUGUGGGGAGCCAGCAAGCUUACCACCAGGCCCGAGGUGAAAAGAUGUUGCAUCACGUCCAGAACCAAACCCUGUCCACAGCUGACUUGGGUGACUCUUUCAGCAUGCCCGCAUACAUAUUUGGCCUGAUUCUUGAUAUCGUUUUUGGGUUCUGA